Phalaenopsis equestris is the source of this 3432-nucleotide messenger RNA. Its product is annotated as receptor-like protein kinase FERONIA. Gene Ontology annotation, molecular function: ATP binding; protein kinase activity. Gene Ontology annotation, biological process: protein phosphorylation. NCBI's taxonomy places the organism in Eukaryota, Viridiplantae, Streptophyta, Magnoliopsida, Asparagales, Orchidaceae. The record is from RefSeq and is a predicted model, not a curated record. Bases 294 to 2924 code for a protein of 876 amino acids. The transcript is spliced from 2 exons.
GACGGCAAGGCACAGCUACCAGCCAGUCCACCGCGUCCCUCGCACUCUCGCAGACAUCCCGCGUUCACCGCCACUGUUUCUCUCUCUAAACCCCACCGCUCAAAGACUCCACACACUCUCUCCUCCUCUCCUCCGAUUCUCCCGCAGAUUUCCAAAUCCGCUUCAAUCUCGCAGCCGUUCAGUUUCUGAACAAAAGCGUCCGAUGAUCUCUCUAGAUCGGGAGUGUUCCUGAGCACCAUGAGCUGAUCCAGUGUUAUCUGCACUUGAAACCCUGGGUUUCGGAUUUGAUCUCGAUGAAGUCGCUUCCCUUCCUGAUUCUGUACUUCGCCGCGAUCGCCGCCGGAGAUAACUCCACCUUCAGCCCCCGCGACUACAUUCUCCUCGACUGCGGAGCGUCCGGCCAGAGCAAAGAUCAAGAUGGCCGGACUUGGGACGGCGACACCGGAUCCAAAUACGCUCCGCUGUGGCUGAACAGCGCCGGCUCUCAGGCGUCGAACCAGGACUCAUCCGUUCCUCAGUAUCCAUACCUCACGGCUCGUGUCUUCACAUCGCCUCUCACCUACUCCUUCCCCCUCGGCGCCGGCCGUAAGUACGUUCGGCUCUACUUCUACCCAUCUAACUACUCCAACCACGCGGCCGCAGAUGGCAUCUUCUCCGUCACCGCCGGACCCAUCACUCUCCUCCACAAUUUCUCCGCUUAUCAAACCGUCGCAGCGCUCAACUACGCUUACCUGAUUCGGGAGUUUUCAGUCAAUGUGUCUUCUACUGGUCUCAACCUCACCUUCACGCCAUCGAAGAACUACUCCAACUCCUAUGCUUUCAUCAACGGUAUAGAGAUUGCUUCCAUGCCGGAUUUAUUUUCUGCAACUACUCCUCUGCUGGUUACAGGCGGAACACCACUUCAGUACCCGAUUCCAGACGAUUGGGCAAUGGAAACUGUUUAUCGGCUAAAUGUGGGCGGGCAGGCGAUAUCCCCAGCUGGAGAUUCUGGUUUGUAUAGAUCUUGGGCAGAUGAUUCAUUAUACAUCUAUGGAGCUGCGUAUGGAGUAACCUACUCCGCCGAUCCAAAUGUGACUAUUCAGUACUCGACCAGUUUGCCGGAGUAUAUAGCUCCGACGGAUGUUUAUUCGACGGCGAGAUCGAUGGGUCCUGAUCCCACCGUGAGCAAGAACUACAAUCUGACAUGGAUUCUGAGCGUUGAUGCCGGGUUCUUCUACCUCGUCAGGCUUCAUUUCUGCGAGAUACAGUACCCCAUCACCAAGAUUAAUCAGAGAGUUUUUGAUAUCUAUCUAUCCAAUCAGACAGCGCAGGAACAAGCAGAUGUGAUUGCAUGGAGCGGUGGGAUUGGUAACCCUGUGUAUAGGGAUUAUGUCGUCCCUACCUCAGGAUCAGGGAUAAUGGAUUUAUGGGUAGCUCUCCAUCCUGAUCUCCGAACCAAGGCCGAAUACUCCGAUGCGAUAUUGAAUGGAAUGGAGGUUUUUAAGUUGCAGAACAGUGAUAACAAUCUCGCCGGGCCAAACCCUGACUUUUUACCACAGACAGAUUAUGAACCCGGGAAGAUUUUAAAGAAUCAGAACUCCAAUUCUAAAAAAACUCCGAUGAUUGUCGGUGGGGUAGUUGGCGUCGCCGCCAUUAUCGCCCUUGCAAUCCUGUUGCUUGUUAUUUAUAAAAGAAAGAAGAAGGGGAAGAAAGCGAAGGAUGCUGGCACAAGUGAUGGACCUUCUGGUUGGCUCCCUCUUUCACUGUAUGAAAACUCGAAUUCUGCUGCUUCGGCGAAGACGAACACGACGGGGAGCUACGCCUCGUCGUUACCGUCGAACCUCUGCCGCCAUUUCUCCUUCGCCGAGAUCGAAUCUGCCACCAAUAAGUUCGACGAAACCCGUCUGCUCGGAGUUGGUGGAUUCGGGAAGGUAUAUCGCGGCGAGUUUGAUGACGGCACGAAGGUGGCGAUCAAGCGAGGAAAUCCAAUGUCGGAGCAAGGCGUUCAUGAAUUCCAAACCGAGAUCGAGAUGCUCUCCAAGCUCCGCCACCGCCACCUCGUCUCCCUGAUCGGAUACUGCGAGGAGAACAGGGAGAUGAUCCUCGUAUACGACUACAUGGCUCACGGAACCCUCCGCGAGCAUCUCUACAAAACUCAGAAGCCACCAUUGCCAUGGAAGCAGCGGCUCGAGAUCUGCAUCGGCGCUGCGAGAGGACUGCACUACCUCCACACCGGAGCCAAGCACACCAUCAUUCACCGCGACGUCAAGACGACCAACAUUCUCCUGGACGAGAAAUGGGUGGCCAAGGUCUCCGAUUUCGGGCUGUCGAAAACCGGCCCGACCGUCGACAACACUCACGUCAGCACGGUGGUGAAGGGGAGCUUCGGCUACCUCGACCCCGAAUACUACCGGCGGCAGCAGCUGACGGAGAAAUCCGACGUCUACUCCUUCGGCGUCGUGCUGUUCGAGGUCAUCUGCGCGCGGCCUGCCCUGAAUUCUUCCCUCCCGAAGGAGCAGGUCAGCCUGGCGGAAUGGGCUUUGCAUUGCCAGAAGAAGGGGAUGCUGGACCACAUCAUCGAUCCGUAUCUGAAGGGGAAGAUUGCGCCGCAGUGCUUCAAGAAGUUUGCGGAGACGGCGGAGAAGUGCGUGUCGGAUCAGGGAAUCGAUCGGCCGGCGACCGGAGAUGUGCUGUGGAAUCUGGAGUUUGCUCUGCAGCUGCAGGAGAGCGCGGAGGAGAGCGGGGUGUUUAUGGUGGAUGAAAGCUUGGAGGUCGUGGAUGGGGGGAAGAAGGAUGUGGAUGAUCCGUCCAUGGAGUCGAGGACGACGACGAUGACGACGAGCUCGACGAUGAGCAUGGGUGGCCGGAGUAUUGUGAGUGAGGACUCAGAUGGGCUCACCCCCAGUGCGGUUUUCUCUCAGAUUAUGAACCCCAAGGGACGGUGAGGCCUGCCGGGGCUGCAUGCACUAGAGGUUCUUACCUUCAUCUCUGAAUAUUUAGUUUUGAGAAUGCGCCGAACAAAUUCUAGUUUUAAGAUGCCAUUACUGAUUUUGGUGGCUUUGGAGAUUGUUGUAGUUGUGACUUGGGAGGCUGUUUUAUGAUGGCCAAUAUUUUUAGGGGAUAAUUACAUUUUGAGCACAAUAAAUAUUGUUAUUUACAAAUCAAGCGCAGACGCAUUUACACGAGUGCCACUAUCAAAUCAUUGUCAAUUCGAUAAAAAUGAAAACUAAAGGUUGGGGACCUUUGAUAUUUGAGUGGGAAUUUGAAAAAUGGAUGAAAGAGAUUGCUUGAUUUGUAAACAGCAAUGUUUUGGGUGCCCUGUAUGUAAUUGCCCCUGAUUUUAUUAGGGCGGUCUUGCCUCGUGUUCUGCUUGUUCAAAAUUGAUUGUGUUCAAAAUUGGCUCGUAUUUGAAAGUGCUAGUGAACAUUAUGUUCGUGUUCUGCUCGAGUUAAA